UUUAUAUCUCAUUGAGCUGAAAUGGCCACUUACUCUGCUGAAAACUUCAAUACUAAACACUAUGACCUGGCAAGACCAAGUUACCCUGAUCAGUUUUAUCAAACUUUAAUCGACUACCAUCUUGCCAAACGGGGAAACCGUUUGGAAUUGGCCCUAGAUAUUGGUACUGGGUCCGGUUUCGUUGCUCUCAAGCUUAUCAACUUCUUUCAAAAAGUUAUUGGAACUGAUCUUUCUCCAACCAUGAUCAAAUCAUGUAGUGAAAACCCAAUCUCUAUGGAGAAUCGUGAUAAAAUUAGUUUCCACGUUUCAAAAGCAGAAAAGUCCCCUGACUUCGUUAAAGAAAACUCAAUCGAUAUGAUUACUGGUGCUGAAUGCUGUCAUUGGCUUGACCAUUCAGCUUGGUUCAAAGAAUGCCACAGAAUCUUAAAACCCGGUGGCACUUUAUCCUACUGGUUUUAUCUAGACCCUGUCUUCAUUGGUAACGAUUUCGCAAACGACUUAUUCACUCGUUACGCCUACGGUUCUUCUUUUGACUAUGGGGUUCUGAAGAAAGGCGAUAUCGAAAGGUACAUGGGUCCUUACUACGAACAACCCGGCCAUGAAUUUUUAAGAACUGCUUUGAAAACCGUUGAAAUCCCUCCUGGUUUAUUUGAAGAUCAAGUGGUACGUCAUUACGAUCCAAAAGUUCACGGGGUUGAUCCCAACUUCACCACUUUGUUCAUCGAAAAGCACAUCACCUUAAGCGAAUGGAAAAAUUACGUGAAAAGUUGGAGUGCUUAUCAUGCUUGGAUGAAAGAUCAUGGCCAGUCUCAUAAAGAUAUUGCCGAGGUAUACGUUGAUGAAUUGAAACAAAACUUGAAUUGGAACGAUGAAACCGUAAUCCACAUUGUCUUCCCCACAAUAUACUACUUUGCCAGAAAGAUAUAACUCUAUUUAAAUAUAUAUUCUUUUCUCA
This is a messenger RNA of Hyphopichia burtonii NRRL Y-1933, 955 nucleotides long. RefSeq lists its product as uncharacterized. Bases 22 to 927 code for a protein of 301 amino acids. Gene Ontology annotation, molecular function: S-adenosylmethionine-dependent methyltransferase activity. The transcript has a single exon. Lineage: Eukaryota; Fungi; Ascomycota; Pichiomycetes; Serinales; Debaryomycetaceae. The record is from RefSeq and is a predicted model, not a curated record.